CGGCGAUCGGAAAGACUGGUUUAUAAGCUAUGACAUCUCUUUCGUGGAUUGUGCAACAAGUACUCCUGGGGUCGUAGAUACCUUUUUCAAAAAUCAUACUGGUCAAGGGUGUCCUGGAUGGGACGAGGGCGUCAAGGUCUACGGAACUAAUGGUCGCGAAUGGCACAGAGAACCCGUAUCAGCCUGUACGCCAAUGCGCAGCCGGAUCGAUCGAUGCUGACAUCCAUUUUGUUUUGUGCUCCGGCACCACAUCCGACGGCGGUGAUCCGGCCAUCCCCGGCUACCGAGCACCUUCACCGGAUGACGGACCGAACGCUACGCCGCAGCAUUUCUCUGCUUCAUCUCCCUCUCCCUCUCCGCCACUUGCCAGCUUGGUGCACCAGGGCACAUCGCCUCUGUACAGCCCGGCAGACGAUGGCGUCACGACACGUUAUGCGGCUGCUCCAGCUAUAGUGACGAUUGAGGUCACCGGGACUGCCCUACUCUCUGAGGAUGAUGUUGCUAAGAUCUUCAUAGCUUAG
Pseudovirgaria hyperparasitica is the source of this 521-nucleotide messenger RNA. RefSeq lists its product as uncharacterized. Bases 150 to 521 code for a protein of 123 amino acids. The record is from RefSeq and is a predicted model, not a curated record. The transcript has a single exon. NCBI's taxonomy places the organism in Eukaryota, Fungi, Ascomycota, Dothideomycetes, Acrospermales, Acrospermaceae.